Messenger RNA from Plasmodium reichenowi, 228 nucleotides. RefSeq lists its product as hypothetical. The record is from RefSeq and is a predicted model, not a curated record. Bases 1 to 228 code for a protein of 75 amino acids. NCBI's taxonomy places the organism in Eukaryota, Apicomplexa, Aconoidasida, Haemosporida, Plasmodiidae. The transcript has 3 exons.
AUGGAAAAGUUAGAUACUGUAACAAAUGAAUCUCCUAAAAUGAACAAAUUAAGAAGAAGUUUAACUAUGAGUUUGUAUUUUAUUGGUAUAUCAACAGUAUCAUGGUUUAUAUGUACCACUAGCAGAAGAAAAGAAUGGGCAGAUAUAAUGUUGGAUUAUGUUCACCAUAAAAGAUGCUCUUUCUUGUCAAAUUCAUGGGAAUCAUUUUUGAAAAGGCUUAAAUCAUAA